This is a messenger RNA of Drosophila sechellia, 1203 nucleotides long. Its product is annotated as ER membrane protein complex subunit 2-like. The record is from RefSeq and is a predicted model, not a curated record. Gene Ontology annotation, molecular function: protein binding. The transcript has 4 exons. Bases 107 to 955 code for a protein of 282 amino acids. NCBI's taxonomy places the organism in Eukaryota, Metazoa, Arthropoda, Insecta, Diptera, Drosophilidae.
UUACGCUGCCACACUUUUAUUUUGCCAGGAAGGAAAUCGCCAGUUAAAGAUUACAAUUAGAAAAUUAAGUUAAAUUGAUGAGAUAUUUGAGUCCGCCUAAGUGAAUAUGUCGCUGGAUUAUGAGAAGAUGAGCUGGACGGAUGUGCGGGAUCAAUUCAGAACGUGGCGUGAGGAGACAGGUCGCCACAGCGAGGAGGUGGUCCAGCUGUGGGUUGCUGUGCUGGAGGACAAGGUGCACAAGACCGGCAACGAGCGGCAUCUUAUCCUGGAGCAGGUGAUCAUCGCGGCAUUGGAUACGGCUCGCUUUGACAUAGCCACCGAGUGCACCAAGCAGCUGGCCCUCGAGUUCCCAGGCAGCCUGCGCGUGAUGAAGUUCAAAGCGAUGCGCUACGAGGCUCUGGAGCAGUACGAUGAGGCUGACGAGGUCCUGGACGCAAUCAUUGCUAAGGACGAAACAAAUGCCGCGCCCAGGAAGCGCAAGAUUGCCAUCCUCAAGGCCCGUGGUCGUCGCCUGGAGGCCAUCAAGGAGCUCAACGAGUAUCUGAAGAAAUUUAUGUCUGACCAGGAGGCAUGGCACGAGCUGUGCAACAUGUAUCUGGCUGAGGGCGAGUUUGGCAAAGCUGCUUUUUGCAUGGAGGAGGUUUUGCUGCACAAUCCCCAUAGCCAUCUAAUACACCAGCGCUUGGCGGAAAUACGGUACACAAUGGGUGGCGUCGAGAAUAUGGAAUCGGCUCGCACUUACUAUUCGCAGGCCCUGAAGCUUAAUCCGCAUAACUUGAGGGCCCUUUAUGGCAUUUACCUGUGCUGCAACCAUUUGGACAAUUCCCGAGCUGUAAGCUCCAAGCGGAAGGAGCUGCAAAAGUUAAGUCAAUGGGCCCUUGAACAACUUUUGUCAAAACAAACGAUUGUACCCUUGGAGGCUGCCUUUGGAAACCUGGAAAUCAAAUCGAAUUGACCAAUAUAAGCACUACUAAUUUGUGCAAUAGAUGCCAGCAUGUAAUGGUUCCAAAUAUUCUCAGAAGUGGAUUUCCAGUUUCUGUUCUUAAAGCAAGUUACAUAGAUAAACAAUCAAAGAAACAAUUUUAUAAUCAGUCUAAGCAACUGUUUUUGGUGGUCUAGUAUUGUUGACGGCAAUGAAACCGGAUAAUUUACAUUAUUGAGGUAGGCAAAAAAGGUCCUGUAAUAAAUUUAGAUUAAACGCAA